CCCUGGGGAUGGGCACGGACCAACCCCAGGGCUGUGGCACGGGAGGGUGGCAGAGCAGGGGCAGCUCGCCCGCUGUCCCCAUCCCGUGUCACGGUGACUCCUGCUGGCUCUGCACAUCCCCCAAGCCCCCGGCUCCCACUCGGCCACGGAGAAGCCAGCAGAGCCCUUUUCCUGAGCACGGGCGACAUUCCCGAGGGGAUCCCUCAUCCCAGCCCAGGACAGCCGCGGACCCAGCCGCGCUCCGGCACGGGAGCCAGGACAGCAGCCGGAGCUGCCGAUGCCGCGGCACACCUGGAGGGAAUUAGGGCGCCCUUCACCUCCCCGCCAACCUCGUGUAGAGCGAAUUCCUGCGGUUUCCCAUCGCAAUUGCUGCAAAUUAUACGAGAGCCACGUUUCGUUUCAUCCCGACGGGAACGUGGCCCUGGCCAGUGCCACUCGGAGCUGCCGCCACGCCUGGCCUGGGGGACCCUUCCAGAGCCCCCACCACAAUUUUCCUUCUUUUCCCCUGAUCCCGUGGGAGGUGGGGGUGCGGGGCUGGGGGUGGGGAGCAGAUGUGCGCGCAGCUGGAUGCGUGCCCAGAUGUGCAGGGGGAGGGGAUGCCGGGGGUGAUGGGCUGCCCUCGAGGGGCUUUUCAGAGGCCGCCAUCGGGCCGGGGACCCCCGCCCGGUGCCAGCGCUGCCGCCAGCCGUGCGGCCAUGUGUGUUAUGCACACACACGUGCACGCCCAUCUCCGUGCCUUUCCACGCACGGAUGCGUGUCCUGGUGCAUUCCCGCACCUCCCCGGCCGCGCUCAGCUCUCCGGGGGUGCCCCCAACCACGGGGACCCCCUUGGUCCUCCACCACCAGCGAGUCCAGUCCUCCGGGCCGGCAGGAGCGCCCCCUCGCUCCGCCGCGCGGACACGUCACUUCCUGCGGCGGCGGCGGAAGGCGGAAGUGCCGCUGUGGCCGGUGCCGGGUCGGGGCGGGCCCGGCGGGGCCAUGGCGGGCACGGCCGGCUGAGGGGACCGGGGCACCGGGCGCUCCGAGCCGGCCGCAGGGCUCGGGGAGCGGCCACAAACCGGCUCCCCCGGCGCGGGGAUCCUCCGCCGCGGGCCAUGGCGGCGGCGGCGGCGGCUGGUUCCAACUGGGGCCUGAUCAUGAACGUGGUGAACAGCAUCGUGGGGGUGAGCGUGCUCACCGUGCCCUUCUGCUUCCGACAGUGUGGGAUCCUCCUGGGGGCCGUGCUGCUGAUCUUCUGCUCGUGGAUGACCCACCAGUCCUGCAUGUUCCUGGUGAAGUCGGCCAACCUCAGCAAGCGCAGGACCUACCCCGGCCUCGCAUGAUUGGGCUGAUGCUGGGCACUUGCAUCGCGUUCUACGUCGUCAUCGGCGAUUUGGGCUCCAACUUCUUUGCCCAGAUGCUCGGAUUGCAGGUGUCGGGCCUGUUCCGCAUUGUGCUGCUCUUCGCUGUCUCGCUGUGCAUUGUCCUUCCCCUGAGCCUGCAGAGGAACAUGAUGGCCUCCAUCCAGUCCUUCAGUGCCAUGGCUCUCAUCUUCUACAGCGUGUUCAUGUUUGUGGUCGUGGUGUCCUCCUUCAAUCACGGGCUCUUCAGCGGGCAGUGGCUGCAGCGAGUCAGUUACAUGCGCUGGGAGGGCAUUUUCCGCUGCAUCCCCAUCUUUGGAAUGUCCUUUGCCUGCCAGUCUCAGGUCUUGCCUACUUACGACAGCUUGGAUGAGCCGUCUGUCAAAAUCAUGAGCUCCAUAUUUGCUUCUUCCCUAAACGUGGUCACCACCUUUUACAUCAUGGUGGGCUUCUUUGGCUACGUGAGUUACACCGAGGCCAUUGCUGGCAACGUCCUGAUGAACUUCCCUUCCAACGUGGUGACGGAGAUGAUCCGAGUGGGAUUCAUGAUGUCGGUGGCCGUGGGGUUCCCCAUGAUGAUCCUGCCCUGCAGACAGGCACUGAACACCCUGCUUUUUGAGCAGCAGCAGAAGGACGGCACCUUCGCUGCCGGGGGCUACAUGCCCCCGCUCCGCUUCAAAGCCCUGACGCUGGCUGUUGUGUUUGGAACCAUGGUCGGAGGCAUCAUGAUCCCGAAUGUGGAAACAGUCCUGGGCCUGACAGGUGCGACCAUGGGAAGCCUCAUUUGUUUCAUCUGCCCAGCUCUUAUUUACAAGAAGAUCCACAAGAAUGCGCUUUGUUCACAGAUUAUCCUGUGGAUUGGGCUGGGCAUGCUGGUGAUCAGCACCUACACCACCCUGUCUGCCACCAAGGAAACCCCUGUGAGGACGGAAGCAAUGGGCUUGGAACACCUGGACAGAGAGGAGAACAGAAUUGACCAGGAUUCAGUCAAACUUCCAGAGCAGCACCCGGUGGUGGAGGAGCCCGAGGAUGACCGUGAUAAACCCAAAGUGCCUGAGAAGGAGGAGAUGGAGCAGCCACAGAUCAAGGUGCCCGUGCAGGUGCCCAAGAGGGAGGAGGAGAGAGGAAAGGUGGAAGAGAAAGUGCAGCUGGACCGUCCUGAUCAAGGGAUUGCUGUGCCCGUGGGGGAGGCUCAUCGCCACGAGCCCCCAGUCCCACAUGAUGAGGUGGUCGUGGACAUGGGGCGGGAGCGGGAGGAAUCCAGCGAGAACAAAGUGGCUCCCGGAGCAGCCAACGACCGUCUGCUGGAGGAGCCAGCUAGGCUGAAGCCCCAGAAGGAGGCACUGGGCCCUAAACAAGGGAAGGAAGUGGUUGCUGAGAACCAGCCACGGGGAGGGACCGGUGGGCCCGUCCCAAACCUGGAGAAGGCCCCGGAGGCAGCGGUGCAGCAGGGGGCAAGGCCGCCCUACAAGGAGCUGCAGCCAGGGGAAGCCAAGGCACAGGCGGCCGUGCUGGAUGGUGACACUGCCGAGGCUGCUAAGCAGGACCUGUCACAGCUCCAGCUCCCCAGGAAAGCAGAGGAGGCUGCAAAGUCCGUGGAGAAGGAAGCAGACCCUGGUGAGAAGCAGGAGCUGCCCCUCCCGGAGAGAGCAGAACUGCUGGAGAACCAGAACACUGAGGAGAAGCAGGAGAAGGCAGGGGAAGCAGGGCCAGCAAAACUGCUGGACCACAACGUGCUGCUUCAGGUGAUCAAGGAGCAGCAGGUGCAGCACAAGCAGCUCCUGGACCAGCAGGCAAAGCUGCUGGCAGUGAUCGAGGAGCAGCACAAGGAGAUCCACCAGCAGCGGCAGGAGGAGGGGGCAGAGGAGAAGCCAAAGCCAGCAGAAGCACAGCUGGAGCCUGCCGUGCCCCUCUCCAGGAGCAGGGAGGACGAGGGCCUCGGAGCCAAGGGAGACAUGGCUGGGAAGGUGCUGAGCAGGGAGCAGCCAGGCCAGCAGCACCCUGAUUCCACCAAGCAGCACAGGGACACGGUGGGCAAGCUGGAAGAGGCUGGGCAGAGGCGUGACAUUCCUGUGGCUGCUCCCAAGGAGCGGAAGGUGCCGCUGCAAGAGAAUGACAGAGCUGUUAAGAAUCCCGUGGAGAACCGGGAUCCCCUCCACGGGGAUGGCCAGCGUGUUCCAGCAGCCAGAAACCACCUGGAGAAAAAGGCCUUGGCAGAGGAUUUGGGAGGAGAACGUGAAGCCAAAGCUGGAAGAGAUGUCCACCAGAAGAAGAAUUUCCUGAAACCCGUGGAAGCAGCUACAGCUCCCAUCCAAAGAGAACAGCCGGGGGCUGCCAAAGUUCAGGGAGUAGCAGGAAAGAGUUUGGAAAGAGACUCAGGAACAGACCUUAAAGCCAAAACUCUGAGUCAGGUGGAGCCCAAGGAGCUGGCAGCGGUGCCGGACUCUUCCAGUAACAGGAAUGUGGCAGUGAGGGAGCAGCACCCCCGGGAGAGGGAGCGGCAGAGAGGGGCGCAGGCCGAGGGAGCGGGCGGGCGGCAGCGGGACCCGCCCGCCCGCGGGCACGGGAAGGAGGAGGAGCCCCGGGAGGAGCCGGGGGCCCGGCAGGGCCGUGGGGGUCCCUCCAACGGCGCCCCUCAGGAUGCUCCAGCAGGGAAGUCUGAGGACGGAGCGGCCGCCCCCAGGGAUCCGGAGCGCGACGUGAAACCCAACCGGGAGCUGAAGCUGCAGGGGGGCCUGGACCUGCGCCGCAGGAGACGCGACCUGCUGCCUCCCGAGCAGGAGGAGGAGGGUGGGGAGGAGGGGGCGGCUGCAGCAGGAGCGGGGGGGGUCCUGAUCGGGCUGAACCCCCUUCCCGACGUGAAGGUGAACGACCUGCGGAGCGCGCUGGAGACGCGGCUGAGCCGGGUGGCCGAGGGCGCGCAGCACCUGGCGCGCAGCCGCCACAUCCAGCAGGUGACACAGGACAGGAGCCCCUGACGGCGACGGCUCGGCCUCACCGAGCCUGGAGAGAGCUGAGCCAGCUGCACUUUGCUGGACGCAGUGCUGGGAUCCACAGGAUCUUCAGCAGCACCCCCAGCGUGUGCCUGCGGGCGGCCGAGGAGAUGGUGGCACUGGAAGUGACAUUCCUGCUGUCCCCUGCCUUCCAGAGCUGCCAUCCACCUCGGCUCCCUGCCAGGCUGCUGCUCUGAGGACCUUUUCCAGCAUCUCAUUCACAUCCAAUUGCCUUCUCCAACCAUGUCCCAACUCCUCUCAGAAGCAGGAAGGGGCUCCAUGGCCCCGCUGUGCCGAGGGGACCUGGGAUCCACCCACACCUCGGGAAGGGCUUCACCCAGAGAAGCCGUGAGCUGAGGAGCAGCAGAGGCAGCUCCAGUGCUGGGCUGCGAGCAGAGCCGCCUUUGUUUGGGCCACAGUGGUGGUUUAGGAACCUCAUUUAGUAGAAACGCUGCCUUAACUGGGCACAGCUCCUGUUGUGCUGCCUCUCUCCCAGGGAUGGGGUUCCUUGGCCACACACCAGGGUCACACAGAGCUCUGCCCCGCUGCCCUCCCUGGGUGCUCCUCUCUGUGCUCUCCAGCUCCACUUCCCCUCUCAAAAGUGCAUUAAGAAGCUCAACUUCCCCCCAAGCCAGCUUGAUUCUUCUGCCAGAGGUGAGUGGUCUGGGAGAAAGCGUGGCAGAGCCGGGUGGAUCCAGGGGCUCCACCUCCCUCUGCCUGUGUUCCCUGUGCUCUUCCCAGCCUCCCCCAGCCCUGUUCUGAUCCAGACAGGUCCCUGCUCCACCUCUGGGAAUUUGUUUGGUGAGUGAGGAAGGGAGGAGCUUCCCCAGAGCUCUGUGUUGUUUCAGGCUCCCAGUGAUUCAUCCCUUGGGUUUUUUUGGGUUUUGUGUUUUUACACCCUGACCUGCGAAUGUACGGAAUUCAAUCCCAAAGCUCUCCCAGACCGGCUGAGAAUUCCCAGCCUGGAGCCCUCAGACCUCAUCACUGUGGUGGGUUUUAUAUCCCGACCUCCAACUGUCUUUGGCGACCUCGAGUCUGUGUCCAGUGGGAGCUGGGACGGGGUGGGACUGUCCCUGCCUGGUGCUCCCGGGGUGUCACAACCCAGAGGGACAGGGAGCGACCUGGGGAGUCCUUUGGGAAGAGCCCCGGGAACACUGUGGCCUUAAACCCCCCGAACCCAACGAGCUUCUCCAUGAACGCUGUCCAAGCACAAGCAGCAGGGCCGGGAGGCAGGGCCGGCUCUGGAGCAGCUCCAGGGCUGCCCCGGGGAGGGGAUCCGCCUGUUUGUUGUUCUCUGUGUGAACAGAAGGGACCAAAGAUGCUCCUGGCAUCAUUCCUGCUCCUGGGAAUGGCGUGGGCACCCCGGGCCGGGCUGGCAGCUGCCUUGUCCCGCCGGGACCGGCUCCCCCGGGGCGGGUGGAACGCUGGCACGGAGAGCCCGGAGCGCGGGCCG
Molecule: messenger RNA, 5786 nt
Organism: Passer domesticus (house sparrow)
Lineage: Eukaryota; Metazoa; Chordata; Aves; Passeriformes; Passeridae
Gene: SLC38A10
Product: solute carrier family 38 member 10
Exons: 15
Coding region: 278-4318 (1346 amino acids)
Biological process (GO): amino acid transmembrane transport
Molecular function (GO): L-amino acid transmembrane transporter activity
Source: RefSeq, a predicted model, not a curated record